Messenger RNA from Homarus americanus (American lobster), 1221 nucleotides. RefSeq names its product flocculation protein FLO11-like. The record is from RefSeq and is a predicted model, not a curated record. The transcript is spliced from 5 exons. NCBI's taxonomy places the organism in Eukaryota, Metazoa, Arthropoda, Malacostraca, Decapoda, Nephropidae. Bases 1 to 1221 code for a protein of 406 amino acids.
AUGGAGAUGAACGUGGCUCUGCACCAGGUGAACGUUGCUCUGCACCAGGUGAACGUUGCUCUGCACCAGGUGAUCGUGGUCCUUCACUGGAUGAACGUGGCCUUACACCAAGUUAGCGUGGCCCUGCACCAAGUUAGCGUGGCCCUGCACCAAGUUAGCGUGGCCCUGCACCAAGUUAGCGUGGCCCUGCACCAAGUUAGCGUGGCCCUACACCAGGGUGAGGCAGAGGGCAAGCCCCAGCGGCCACUGGCGUUACCUAGGCAACCAGAGAGCGGCACCAGACAUAGCCACGGCUUCGGCUCGGAACGUUUUUCCUUCCAGCACCCAGCAACAGUUCCUUCCAGCACCCAGCAACAGUUCCUUCCAGCACCCAGCAACAGUUCCUUCCAGCACCCAGUAAUAGCUCCUUCCAGCACCCAGCAACAGUUCCUUCCAGCACCCAGCAACAGUUCCUUCCAGCACCCAGUAAUAGCUCCUUCCAGCACCAGCAGCAACAGUUCCUUCCAGCAACAGUUCCUUCCAGCAAUAAUAGCUCCUUCCAGCACCCAGCAACAGUUCCUUCCAGCACCCAGCAACAGUUCCUUCCAGCACCCAGUAAUAGCUCCUUCCAGCACCCAACAACAGUUCCUUCCAGCACCCAGCUCCUUCAACACCAGCAACCAGUUCCUUCCAGCACCAGCUCCUUCCAGCACCCAUUCCUUCAGCACCCAACAACAGUUCCUUCCAGCACCCAGCAACAGUUCCUUCAGCACCCAGCAACAGUUCCUUCCAGCACCAGUAAUAGCUCCUUCAGCACCGAGCAACAUUUCCUUCCAGCAACAGUUCCUUCCAGCACCCAGUAAUAGCUCCUUCCAGCACCCAACAACAGUGGUUCCUUCAGCACCCACUCCUUCCAGCACCCAGCAACAGUUCCUUCCAGCACCCAAACAGCAGCAACAGUUCCUUCCAGCACCCAGCAACAGUAGCUCCUUCCAGCACCCAGCAACAGUUCCUUCCAGCACCCAGCAACAGUUCCUUCCAGCACCCAGUAAUAGCUCCUUCCAGCACCGAGCAACAGUUCCUUCCAGCACCCAGCAACAGUUCCUUCCAGCACCCAGUAAUAGCUCCUUCCAGCACCCAGUAAUAGCUCCUUCCAGCACCCAGCAACAGUUCCUUCCAGCAACAGUUCCUUCCAGCACCCAGCAACAGUUCCUUCCAGCACCCAGUUAUCAUGGUACCUAG